This is a messenger RNA of Triticum turgidum subsp. durum (durum wheat), 2931 nucleotides long. Lineage: Eukaryota; Viridiplantae; Streptophyta; Magnoliopsida; Poales; Poaceae. The record is from the annotation of a GenBank genome assembly.
AUGGGCACGAUGGGACACCACCAGCGGUCGCGCUCCGCCUCCGGGAGCCCCUCGGCGACGCGCUCAUCAAACGCCACCGAGCUUGACUUCGCCGCCGCCGACCUAGAGUGCCCCUUCGGCGGCAUCGAUGCCCUCGGCGCCGUGGAGCUCCGUGAGACGGCGUACGAGAUUUUCUUCAUGUCCUGCCGCUCCUCCGGCGGCGCGUCGGAGGGGGAGGUGUCGUCACCGGUGGCCGGUGCGGGGGCGAGGGGCGGGAGCGCCGUUAUGAGCAGCAAGGUGAAGAAGGCGCUGGGGCUCAAGCCGAGGCGGUCCGCGCCGACGACGGUGCGCACCUCGAGCCAGAAUUCAGGCCCGGUCUCUCCCGGCCGAACACGGCGACCGAUGACGUCGGCGGAGAUUAUGCGGCAACAGAUGCGGGUGACCGAGCAGAGCGACGCGCGGCUCCGCCGAACGCUCAUGCGGGCCGUCGUCGGACAGGUCCAAGUUGGGAAGAGGCCUGAUUCCAUCGUCCUGCCAUUGGAGCUACUCCGGCAGCUAAAGCCGUCCGAGUUCACCGACGGCGAGGAGUACCACCAGUGGCAGUUCCGGCAGAUCAAGCUCCUAGAGGCAGGCCUCAUCCUGCACCCGUCCCUCCCGCUCGACCGCCUCCACGCCGCCGUGCUCCGUUUCCGCGAGGUGAUGCGCGCCACCGAGAUCCGCGCCAUCGACACGGGCAAGGGCUCCGACGCGAUGCGGGUCCUGAACAACGCCGUGCACGCGCUCGCGUGGCGCCCCGGCAGCGGCAGCGACGCGUGCCACUGGGCCGACGGCUACCCGCUCAACGUGCUCCUCUACGUGUCCCUCCUCCAGACCGUCUUCGACCACAGGGAGCACACCGUGGUGCUAGACGAGGUGGACGAGCUGCUGGAGCUCAUCAAGAAGACGUGGCCGAUCCUGGGCGUCGGCAGGGCGCUGCACAACGUGUGCUUCGCCUGGGUCUUCUUCCAGCAGUACGUGGUGACCGAGCAGGCCGAGCCGGACCUGGCGUCCGCGACUCUCGCCCUGCUCGCCGACGUGGCGGCCGACGCCAAGCAGGGCAGCCGCGAGUCCCAGUCCCGUGACCCGGUGUACACCAAGGUGCUCCUCAGCGUGCUCGGCAAGAUGCAGGAGUGGUCGGAGAAGCGGCUGCUGGACUACCACGACAGGUACGAGAAAGGCAUCGGCGGGACUGCCAUGGAGAUAUUGCUGUCCUUGGCGCUUGCCGCCGGCAAGAUCGUCGCCGACCGCGAAUACGCGGGCACCGGGAACUUCGCCGCCGACCGCGUCGACUACUACAUCAGGUGUUCGAUGAAGAACAUCUUCACCAAAAUACUCGAGAAUGGCAUGGCAGAGGCAGACCCCGCAGACGACCCCGGCGUGGUCCUGACGCAGCUGGCGAGGGACGCGGAGCAGCUGGCCAUGUUCGAGCGCGCCAACUUCAGCCCGCUGCUGAGGCGGUUGCACCCGGCCCCCAUAGCGGUCGCCGCAGUCACCCUGCACGGCUGCUUCGGCGUGGUGCUGAGAGAGUACCUGAGCAAGGUCACCAUCCUGACGGAGGAGCUCGUCCGCGUGCUCCACUCGGCGAAUCGCCUGGAGAAGGCCCUGGCGCAGAUGACCGCCGAAGACGCGGCGGACUGCGACGACGACCGGGCAAAGGCCGUCGUCGGCGACAUGGAGCCCUACGAGGUGGAGUCAGUGGUGAUGGGCUUGCUCAAGGCUUGGAUGGACGACAGACUUCGGAUCGGCAGCGACUGCAUCCUCAGAGCCAAAGAAACCGAGAGCUGGAUUCCCAAGUCCAAGGAGGAGCCUUUCCCCGCGUCGGCAAUAGAGCUGAUGAGGCUGUCCAGGGCGACCAUCGACGAGUUCUCUGACAUUCCGGCCACCGCAAAAGACGACGUGGUUCAGGCGCUCGUCGACGGCCUCGACUCAACCUUUCAAGACUACAUCUCCUUCGUCGCAUCAUGUGGGUCGAAGCAGAGCUACGUCCCUCCCCUCCCGGCGCUGACGAGGUGCAACCAGGACUCGGGCUUCUUCCGGCUGUGGAAGAAGGCGGUGCUGCCGUCGUGCCAAGCGCCGGAGGCCAACCCGCGCGGCAGCGCCUCGCAGCACACCCCGCGGCCAUCCAUAAGCCGCGGCACGCAGCGCAUCUACGUCCGCCUCAACACGCUCCACUACGUCCUCACCCACGUCCAGGCCAUCGACGAGUCGCUCUCGUCACUCUCCUCUGCCUCCGGCGGUAACCGGGUGGCAGCGUUCGACCGCACCCGCGCCGCGGCCCAGUCGGCGGUGUCGCGCGUCGCCGAGGUGGCCGCGUUCCGGCUCAUCUUCCUCGACUCGCGCCACUCCUUCUACCAGGGCCUGUACGUCCGCAACGUCGUCGACACACGCAUCCGACCGGUGCUCCGCGCGCUCAAGCAGAACCUGUCGUUCCUUGUGUCCGUGCUCGUUGACCACGCGCAGCCGGUGGCCGUGCGGGAGGUGAUGAAGGCCUCGUUCCAGGCGUUCCUGAUGGUCCUCCUCGCCGGCGGCAACGACCGGAGCUUCACGAGGGCGGACCACGGGAUGGUGGAGGAGGACUUCCGGAGCCUGAAGCGCGCCUUCUGCACGUGCGGCGAGGGCCUGGUCCCCGAGGACGUGGUGGUGCAGGAGGCGGAGGCCGCAGAGGGCGUCGUUGAGCUCAUGGCUCGGCCGACGGAGCAACUCAUCGCGGCGUUCGGCGCCGCCACGUCGGAGUCCAUCGCGGGCGUGCGAGAAUACGAGGACUCGGACGGCGGCGCGACCCUCGUGCCGCCGACGGCGAGGCAGUGGGGCCCCGCGGAUCCAAACACCAUCCUCCGCGUGUUGUGCCACCGCGACGACGAGGCCGCCAACCAGUUCUUGAAGCGCACGUUCCAGCUCGCCAAGCGGCGGUGA